ACUUGCAGUUCGUUUCUAGAAGAAAUGCUGGCCAGUGGCAGAAUUCAUGGAGACUUAAUGAAUACUAUUCAACGCCCAAGUGAUCACUCAAGCAGAAAAUAUGCAAAAAUAGCUUGAGGCUGCAGAAAUUAUCACUUUGGAUAAUAUAAACGCACAAAAAAUGCGGACUUGGUUGGUGAUAGCCCUACUUGUGGGCUGCUGUUUGCUCAUAGCUCAAUCAAAAGAAGCUAAACAAUCAAAAGCGUUACUGAAACAAAAGAAAAUAAAAUCUGAAAAAGUCGAAGCGCUAAAACCGAAGCCAGAGAAGCAAGAUAAAGGUGGGAAUGAUCAAGACGAGGAAGAUCAAGAAUUCGCAGAUGACGAUGAAGAUGACAAAUUAAGUUUAGAAUCUCAAGACGAAUCUUCCGGAGAGCCAGAAGCUAGAGAUGGUGGAAUGGCUCAGUUACCAGAUGAAUUAACAAAAGGACAAGGUGUUGGAAAACCAAAUCUUCCUCCUGGUGCACAAGCUGUUGCUGCUCCUCCCAACCAACAGCCACCACCUAACCCACUGCAAGGCAUGGAGGAUGAUGGAAAGGCAGCUGGAUCAGGAGGUGGUGAAGACUUGAAAGAACUCCUCGAUGAAAGCAUUCAAAACCUCAUCAGAGCAAACCAAGCAGUUGAAACCCUUUUAAAGGCUACUGGAAAUACUAUUGGUGGACCUGCACCACCUCAGAUGCCUGUUCAAAUGAUGAGCUAUCCUCCCUACAUGCAACCUGCCCAACAAAUGGGACCACAGAUGUGUGGAGACAUGUGUCAUGAUAUGUGUGCUCCAGAUUGUUCCUCUGAUUGCUGUGCAAACCCUUAUCAGUUUUUACAAAUGCCACCACCUCCCCCUCCACCAUGCACACCUCCUUGUGCCCCACCACCUCCACCCCCACCACCUCCACCACCUCCUCCACCCCCUCCACCUCCCCACCUCCUCCUCCACACCACCACCACCCACCUCCCCCACCACCACCACCACCUCCACCCCCACCCUGUGCACCAUUGUGCCAGGCCCCAAGCUGUGUAG
Molecule: messenger RNA, 1051 nt
Organism: Rhopilema esculentum
Lineage: Eukaryota; Metazoa; Cnidaria; Scyphozoa; Rhizostomeae; Rhizostomatidae
Source: RefSeq, a predicted model, not a curated record